Messenger RNA from Notodromas monacha, 3309 nucleotides. NCBI's taxonomy places the organism in Eukaryota, Metazoa, Arthropoda, Ostracoda, Podocopida, Cyprididae. The record is from the annotation of a GenBank genome assembly.
GUCUUUUGUUCGCAGGCGAGUGAAGUGAUUUUUAAUUUUGUGAGGAACCGGUGUGACUGAUGUACGCGAAGCAGAGUGACAGUCCAGAAGAAUUCAUCGCGUUGAGGAAAAAUCCCUCAUUUUCCUUGCUCCGGAAUGCGUGGAAUAUGUGAUCAGGAAUACGCAUAGUGUAGGAAGAUUCGGAAGCGAAAAUGACCGUGUCCGAAGGACAUGCGUCCUCUGGACCGUUCACGGAGCUAGUGUCAUCUCAGGAUUGCGCCGAAAUUUGCAAACUGGACACGACCCCACCGCCAAAAUCGCGGAAAAUCGCCCAACCCACGCUUGCCCAGCUGACCACAUGCAGUGCUUCAGGAAAGAAGAAAGAGGUGAAGACGCUGAUUAGGUCGGGUCAUUGGCCAAUGGAUCACUCUGGACGCGGGAAGCUGUGGCCCUUCCUCGUCCGACUGGACAAGGGCAAAACGGAGAUGGACUUUGAAAGCAUUUACUCGGAAACCUGCUCGAAACUAUUCCGCAACUACACCAAAGGAAAACCUGAUUCAGAUCAUUUCGCAGUUGCUAGUACUUCAACGGCUGAGGUGCCUUCACCGUCCUCCGACUCGAGUCUGGUCAGCCUGCCUGGGUUUGUGGACGCCAAGCACCUGAUUCACCACAAACUCGGGCCAGCGGGACAGCGUGCGGUGGCCCGUGUAAUCGCCGUGCUGGCCUACAACAGGCCAGCCAUCACGUACGCCCCGGUGCUGUAUUCUCAGGCUGCCCUGCUGCUGCACUAUCUCAAGGAACACGAUGCCUAUGCAGUCCUCAGCUAUUUGACCGAGUCCAGCAAGUACAUUGCUCAAACCCAGAGAGCCCAUGACUUGCAGUGGAGGACUCUGAUGCACUUGUGCAAGCGAUACGCAAGAUCAGCCUACAACUACAUCCAGAAUACUCUUCAAUCGACGGAGAAAGCUGAGCGGCUUUUUGAGGGAUGGAAUUGGUGGAUAUUCAAGCAUCUGCCAUUUCCACAUUUGGUGCGAAUUAUGGACUGCUUUUUGGUGGAAGGACCGAAGGUCUUGUACAGGAUAGUGUUUGCCAUUUUAAAUGGUUUCCACCAACGACAGAGUUCACGUUCCAAAGUCGCAGUUUUGUCCAGCGACUACAAAGCCAUGGACAAUGCCAUUGCCGAUUACUGUAGAAACAUUCCUGUUUCAAGUGGGAAACUCUUGCAAUUGGCCUUCGGAGUGCGAAGGUUUAGUCGAGACGAUGUGGAAAGUUCCAAGGCAGCUGUUGAAGAGGCUCUUUCGUCUGGGGACGGAGACAAUAGGACUGCGGCAGAGCUUCACAAUAAGGAGACAGGUGGCGCCUCUAGGCCUCGGUCAACUGACCUUUGCAUGCCGUCUGAUGGAGUGGCUGGUGCUGCCAAGACGUUGACUGUGGAAGAGUUUGCGGAAGUAGUUAUUCGAAGACUUGACAACCGUGUGACGGUCCGGCUGAUUUUUGGUGAAAAGCUGCUGAAGCUCUGGUCCUGGAUCCCGGUGAGAAUGACCAUGUGCACCCCGACGAUGCUGUUCACGACUGAGGAGCACGGCUACAACCUCAGGCUCUUGUACGAACUGGUGGAGGAGUACGAGCCAACCGUCAUUCUCGUCAAGAACUUCCAGGACGAGGUGUUUGGGGCAUACUGUUCGACGAGAUGGAAGGAGAGAAACAUGAAGGAUGAACACGGAGCACGAAGGAGGUACUUUGGGACUGGAGAGAGUUUCGUGUUCACUCUGGCCCCAGAAACGAAGAAGUUUCGAUGGGUGGGACUGAGUCUCAUGGAGGCUGCUGCGAAUUCAGCUGCAGAACAGCAGGCCUCUGUGCUUCAUGCAGCAGAGUUGUUCCAGUCUGGAGACAGAGACAUGCUUGCCGUUGGAGGAGGACAAGGAACAGCUUUGUGGCUGGACGGAGAACUGCGCUUUGGAAAAUCCGAAACCUGCCAGACAUUCGACAACCCACCGCUUUCCUCGGAACAGGACUUUGAAGUGAAAGUUGUGGAAGUUUUUGGGUUCACAUGAUGGAAUCUCCUAGUUUUCACUGCGAACUGGAAGACAGUCCUGAAUUUUUUUUAUCCAUUCCUACCUUUGUCCCGAAAUGUUGAAACUGGUUUUUCUUCUUUUUUUUUUUUGCAUCCUUCUAUUUUAAUGUUUUUUUUAUUUAUUUAUUUUGUGGCGUGACGCGACAACAAACCGAUCGCUGAGAUAUUUAACUUGUUUUUAUUUAUAAAGCGCCGAAAGUGUGACCUUUUUUGAGUGAUUUCAUUGAAUGGUUGAGUUUGAAUGUUUUUUUCUUUUUGUAAUAAACUCUGGAUUUUUUUGAAUCUUGAAAAAGCGAGGUCAGGAAGUUGGUAAAUGCUUGAGGAGAUAUGAGGGAGAAUCAAAAAGAAAGAAGAGUUAGACUUUUGAAUUGGUGUGAAACCUGUUAAUCUUCCAGAAUUGAAGAAGGGGAGGAAACCAUUCCAGCCGUUUGGUCCAAUAAUGUAUGCUGGCAUUAUUAGUGCGUGGAUGAUAUGCGACAUGCAGAAACUGCCAAUUUUCGAUGUGCAACCAGAGAUACUCUGAAACGAGGCCAUAUGUUUAGGGAGAAGUGUGCAAUGUCUCUUUUUAAAUUUAUUUUAUGGUGAUUCGUUAUCAUUAGCGUGACCCGUAUGCCAGUGGGUCUAGUCAUGAGCAGCGGCGGCGGCUAGAGUAGAUGGAAAUUCUGGGUUCGUGGGUUGGCCGGGUUGAAAAAUUGGCGUGUGACCGUCGUAAUUGCGAAAAAGUGUUUGCCUCUGUGUCAAAAGGAGCCCUUUCUUCCAUGAUCAAAGGGGCAUUUAUGGUUGUUCUUUUUUUUUUUGCAGUCUGGCUAGGUUUCUGAGUAUACGAGGAUUACGUUUUUCUUGGCUAGAGGUCGCACGCUGAAACCGAGCCGUUCAGGUACCUCAAUUAAAUAUAGUAGCUACGUUAUUACUGGAAGCCAAUUAGUGAAUGAAGAAGAAAAGAGCCCGGUAAAACGUCGGUGCCUCAGUCGGUAUAUGAUGUUGCCAUAGUACAACUCGUGUGUUGAUCCACUUAGUUGUGCUUAUAUAGAUGCAAGAAAUUGUCCCACGCAUUUGUUCGUUUGUUUUUGAAAUAUUUAUGCUAUAUAUUCAUGCAGUGGACGGAUGUUUCGGUCGUUAGGGCAGUUCUGUAACGUUUAUGGUGAUACACUGGAGUUCAUGGUUACUCUCUUUUUUUGUAAGUUUUGUGGUGACUUGGAUCUGGUCUUUUAUGUUUACUUUUCUGGACAUGGAAGUAAAUGGUGUAUGUCUUUGUA